GCAUUUCCGGCAGCGCGAGGUUUCCUUCCUGUUCCUCCCAGGCUCCCAUCGAUCUGCACGCCCUCCCCACCGGCCGGUCGCGCGCCUCCGCCUACCCCCUGCCCGUCGCCGUCCGCCGCUCCCCGCCCCCCAAAACCCUACUACCCCUGCCGCCUCCGCCGCUCCCCGCCCCGUGCCAUGGCCACCAACGGCAGCUCCCCGAGGGUUCGGGACACGGAGAGCAGCCUGGAGAAGGUGAAGCGCCAGCUGUCGUCGGGGUCUGGGAGGUACCUGCUGCAGGGGCCCCUGCUCAAGCGAUCUGAGACGCUGCGGAAAUGGAAUGAACGAUGGGUCAUAUUGGACCCCACAUCUGGAAAGAUGGAAUACAAACUCCGGAGGAAUGAAACUGCCAUUAAGGGGGCUAUUCUGUUUGAUGCCUCAAGCACCAUUACUUUAUCUCCUGUGAACUUUCAAGGGAUGCCAAAGUAUGAUGGUUGCUGCUUCUACAUCGGAACUCCUCAAAAGAAGGAUUACUUUCUUUGCGCUGAAACUCCUAGUGCUGCGAAAGCUUGGGUAUCUACAUUAAAUGCAACUCAGUUAGUACUACGAGCUCAUAAAGAGGCAGUAAAUUCUUUGGCUGGGAAUGGCUCUCCAGCUACAUUAGGCACUGUUGCUACUGCAGUUGCUAAUGCUAAUGCAACAGCCAUGGAGGCUACCAAGGAGAUAGAAGCAGCAAUGAAGGUUUCGAUGAGGGCAGCUCUUGGGUUGGGUACAAAUAACUCCAAUGAGGGUCAACUAGAUGACCUAACAAUCAUGAAGGAGACUCUCCGAGUGAAAGAUGAGGAAUUGCAGCAUUUGGCUAAGGAUAUCCGUUCUCGUGAUGCUACGAUAAAGGAAAUAGCAGACAAAUUGACAGAAACUGCAGAGGCUGCGGAAGCUGCUGCUUCGGCAGCACAUACAAUGGAUGAACAGAGACGACUUCUAUGUGUGGAGAUUGAGCGCCUAAAACAAGCCUUGGAAAGGCAAAUAGAACAAUCAAUGCUUAAGCUAAGACAAUCCGAAGAGAAGGUUAUUAGCCUGAGCAAAGAGAAGGACCAGUUGAUGAAGGAAAGAGAUGCUGCAUUUCAAGAGGCUUAUAUGUGGCGCACCGAACUAGGAAAAGCUAGAGAGCAAGCAGUGAUUCAGGAAGCAACUAUUGCCCGAGCGGAGGAGAAGGCAAGGGCUUCUGAAGCAGAUGCUGCAGCUCGGAUAAAGGAGGCUGCUGAAAAACUGCAUGCUGUUGAGAAAGAAAAGGAAGAGCUUCUAGCUCUGGUUGGUGUUCUCCAAUCACAAGUCCAGAGAGAACAGAGCAGCACAAAGCAAGUAUGUGAAGAGAGGUCUGAAUCAUGCUCCGGUGCCGACAAUUCCCCUCCUUUAACAAAGCACGUUGAUGCAUCAGACGACAAUGUGGACAAAGCCUGUGUAAGCGACUCUAGAUCAGUCCUGCUUUCCAGCGACAGCACUGAGGUCCAACUGGCCGUGGAUGGGGUAGACAUCCGUCCUAUUGGCGAUGCAGAGUGGGGCACCUUCCAGCAGUCGGAGGCGCUGAUCGCUGAUGUGCGGGAGGUCUCCCCAGAGGCCGAAGGUGGCAGCUUGGAUAUUCCUGUGGUCAACCCCCCACCGGUCAGCGAUCAUAUCCAGGGAGGCACAACUCAUCCCUGAAGGCCGGGGUUGCUGCUGGCCUGCUGCCACCUUCUGAGAUUUGGUGUGACUGCUGAUAAUCUGAUAGGGAUUUGAAUCCUGGAGAGAAUUGCUGUUGCCGUUGUUUUGCAUCGAUGCGGGUUGUAUGUUCAUUGUAUUUAAGUAUAUGACUGAAUAAAAAAGAUAAGUAGUGUUUGGCUGUGGGAUUGUAAAUUAUUCACCUCGUCCCAUUUUCAUGCUCU
Molecule: messenger RNA, 1901 nt
Organism: Setaria italica (foxtail millet)
Lineage: Eukaryota; Viridiplantae; Streptophyta; Magnoliopsida; Poales; Poaceae
Product: differentially expressed in FDCP 6 homolog
Exons: 10
Coding region: 178-1680 (500 amino acids)
Biological process (GO): receptor recycling; endosome organization; retrograde transport, endosome to Golgi
Cellular component (GO): trans-Golgi network; recycling endosome; early endosome
Source: RefSeq, a predicted model, not a curated record